Molecule: messenger RNA, 621 nt
Organism: Colletotrichum gloeosporioides
Lineage: Eukaryota; Fungi; Ascomycota; Sordariomycetes; Glomerellales; Glomerellaceae
Product: UPF0157 protein
Exons: 1
Coding region: 1-621 (206 amino acids)
Source: RefSeq, a predicted model, not a curated record
AUGUCCUGCCCCGUGGAAGAGAUUGUCAAAACCUAUGAAGAUGAUCCAACAAUAGUACAACGCAUCGCAACGCGCAAGACUAAACUUCCGCUCGCGAUCGAGCCCCCAAACCCGGCUUGGCCCGAACACUUUGAGUUCCUCAAGGCCCGCAUAAUCGGCGCCAUCGGCCCCACGGCCGUGAGCAUCUCCCACGUCGGCUCAACCUCCGUCCCGAACCUCCCUGCCAAGGCCGUCAUCGACAUUGACCUGGCGGUUGCGAACCCAACGGCUGAAGAUGAGUACGCUCCUGCACUGGAGGCCGCCGGCUUUCAGUUCCUCCUUCGCGAGCCUGAGUGGCAUGAGCACCGCUUCUUCGCGAUGAGCGAGCCGUACUUCUGCAACCUGCAUGUCUUCAAAGUCGGCACGGCGGAGAUGGCGAGGCACUUGAUCAUGAAAGAAUGGCUCACGGCGCACGAGGAUGACAAGGAGUUGUAUGCGCGGGCCAAGGUUGAUGCUGCGGGGGUGAGUAACGGGCUGGGUGAGACGGUGGUGGAGUACAAUUUCCGGAAGGAGAAUGUCAUUCGGGAGAUUCUCGAAAGGGCUUUCCGGGCAAGGGGGUACCUUCCCGAUGUCGAGAAGUGA